This is a messenger RNA of Pelagomonas calceolata, 3720 nucleotides long. The record is from the annotation of a GenBank genome assembly. Lineage: Eukaryota; Pelagophyceae; Pelagomonadales; Pelagomonadaceae.
AUGGAUCAGCGAUUGAGUGCAAUCUCUGACCUGGGAAAGAUAUGGGUGACCGAGGCACAUGUUCUUUCGAUGUACUCGAUGGUCGAGCAUGGCCCAAAAAUUCAGUCCCAUGCUACCGGAUUAGAGCUAGCAAUGCUGUCCGGUACAAAUUCUAUCCAAUUCCAGGAUCAUAUCGGCCUACAGACAGAACUUGCUGAAGAGACUAUCGCGACCGCAGGGAUGGAGGCAUUAGUCGUGGAAGGAUUAGAACACAUUAAGAUGUUGUACACAUUCAGGAGUGUGGGACGCGCAGUGCCAGUGGUAAAUAAUUUGAGUAUAGAGAAUAAGUACAAGUUGGACCUGGAGACGUUUCAAGUGCUGACUCCACAAAUCGAGAAGAUCAAACGCUUUAUGGAAUUUCAGGAGAGAUGCAUCGCAAUGCUUUUGCAAAGCAUGCAGGACCUUGCGAUCAAACAGGUCCGCGGGAAUAAUACUGACCGCCACUACAAUGCAAUUACAAAGUUAAUGGAUCUACUUCAAAAAUUAGACAACCUCAAAGACAUUAAAGCCUCACUGACAACUGAUUUCUCUCGUUACAACCGUGUGUUGCAAGUAUUGCGAAUGGACUUGCCUAAUGGAGAUAGUCUUGCCCGGGAGAAGCACAAACUGCAACUAUUUUUAUCUAACUUCAAAUAUUCAAACUCGCUUAUCCUUAAUAAUUUAAGAGACGCCUUGAAGCGAAUUCCCAAUCAUGAACUCGUGCUGAUAGAUAUUCUUCAACAAAAUGUCGAGUUUAUCGAGAAUGGCCGCUAUGUGCUUCUAGACGAGAAGUACCGGUUAGUACGGUCAUUGCCGCGGCUUAUGCUGCUAAUUGAUGGGGACCUGGGUGAUAGCGUAAAAAGUGUGAACGUAUUUAAGGACAGGCGUAUAAGUCUCACUCCGCUCCAGUCUAUUUUUAGAGCCUAUCCAGUUGUUCCAGAGUGUGGGGACAUGUCGAUGACCAUGCUUAUUAUCCUUCAGCGAUCCCCCCAUUGGGAUGCUAGUAUGGAGAUAAGUUGGGGCGGCAACGCUGACCGGAGAAUUGUCGCUCAUUACUCACUACCGUCUCAGUGGAGCAGAAUCAAGUUGCAGCACCAAGAAUAUAUGCCGUACUUGGCGCAAACACUAACUGAGGUAGCAACUUAUCUCUUCAAGAAAGACACUGCCACUGCAAAAUAUGCAGCCUUUGUGUCGAAGAUGGUAUUCGAUGGCUUUAAGCUGUUGCAGUCCUGGACCUGUGCCGUGCUCGAGUCCUACCAUUGGAAGCUAACACAUCCCUGCGCCGCAGCUAUCAUUACUAAGUUAGAUAAGCAAUCAGAUCACCCCUAUGAGCUUGCAAUUCGAUACAACUAUUCUCCACGGGAACUUGGGGUUCUUGUGGACAUAAUCUCGAUGAUCAAAUCGCUGACCUCAAUGCUGACUCAAGCGGAGGCUCAUGUCGCCCCCUACAUCCGACUUCAUAUCCACCACAAAAUACAGCAAUUUUCAGCAGGAGGGCUAGUACCUCCGUUGCAUCGUGCGCAUAAGCGAAAACGCGCAAUAAUCAAUCCCCUUCUAAAACUACGACGCUUAGUCAGCGACUGGCCCAAAAAUAUUGAGCCAAUCACGGACUAUAUAUAUUACUCCAGACAGGAUGGCAGAGUUGAACCUACACACACAGCCCGUGUUGUUGGUCCAACAUUUACACAGCUUCGACUUUUGCGGACCAUGGUGCGCGCCAUGUAUGAUCCGAGAAAUCAGCUCCGUGUUCAAUUUUUUUCCAAGAAGGACUUAGAGAAAGAAGAUUUGCAGCUUAUGGAUUAUUUCUACUGCGAGUCAUUGUGCUUUCAAUAUUUACUCAACUAUACAGGCACCUUAACCUCAAACUCCGACCUGGGCGACCUUUGGUAUCGGGAGUUUUACCUUGAACUAUCUGGGGAGGUACAAUUUGCAAUUGAACUUUCACUUGCAUGGAUUCUCGCGGAGCAUGUAAUUACAGACCAGCACAAGUCGAUGCCUCUGGUUGAAAAUAUCUUGUAUACACUAGACACCUACAAUGACGCAGCUCACCGGAGCAUAAGUGUUCUUUCCCAGCGCUUCCUGUACGAUGAGAUAGAGGCAGAAGUUAAUUUAAUCUUCGACCAAAUUGUCUUUCUGGUGUCCGACCAUGUGUACUCCUAUUACACAAAAAUGGUGGGAUUGAGGCACGUUGAUGCACCACACCACGAACGUUUGCAUCCAACUCUAAAGUGCGCUGAUGUGCCUGCUGCUCAGAGGUAUCACGUGCCAAUAUCACAGCGAAAUACUCACGUCCUUGGCCGGAUUAUUGACCUUAACUUUUUAAUCGCGCAUCACGUCAACGGGAAGUUUUAUGAUGACCUUGACUACUGUGCGAAGAAACUUGAAGCAAGUGAUUUAUCUCAAGUGUUGGACUACCAAAAAGCCAUUCGUGUCGUGCGUGAGACCCACGAAUUACUCGACGAGCAUCUUGAACUAGAUCCAUUCGUUAAAAUCAUUACCACAGUAGAUGAAGCUGUGGGACCAACAGCGUUUGCAGGAAGAGCCUUAAUGCAUAUUCUCGCAUGCCUGGUGACUGACGUCUUCCCAAAUUACUCUUACAAUGGGUUUACAAGAAGAUUUGUGAUAUCAUCACUUGCGGAUAUUCCCCGACGUAGACACCCAAACCCCAGCUAUGAUCAUUCCACCUUUUGCGCCCCACCCAAGCACGUCUGCGAAAAUGCAACUAAGCUUCAUAGGAGCUUCAUAGGAAUGGUUCAUAUUGAGGCAAUUAUAUGCACUCUCGGGGUUGUUGGGAUACCCUUACUUACAAAAAGUCUAUUGCAAUUCGUCAAAGAACAACUCGAGAAUACCCUUACUUAUCUUUACGCAAUUAUCAAAGGAUUUCCGCCAUGGAACUAUAACAUGAUGUAUGGACCCACCACUUGCUUCAGACACUUAGAGGCAGUACUACAAAAUUUCGUUCAUGCGGGUGUGGACUUGAGACCUGAAGUUUUUCAGGCUUUUAAGGAGGUCGGUAAUACAAUUUGCUUCAUCAUGGAUCUCUCGAAUGUGCUGGAUUGGCUAAGUUUGCGUGGGCAAUUAUGUGCACUUCGGUUUACCACUUUCAAGUUUCCCACCAAAACUACUCUCAACUCCACACUGGACUCGACUCAGCAAUUUUACGCUUCAUUGGGCCAGCUCUCCUGUGGAGCUCUCGCUCAUCUUGGUGAGCUAACUAAGUCACUUCAAACGGCGCAUAUCCUUGAAAGCCACAUUUUUGAUUUGAAUGCCACGCGCAACUUUUACCAUAUUUGGUCUUUACUCUCGCUCUCUUUUGGACUUUCUGGGCAUGAAGAGAAUCAUAACCUGGUAUCUGACGAUGAACAGUUCGGCCACGGAUUUUUUGUUGCGGGCGCUGUGCUCAUACAUUUCCUUGGACAGGUCGAACUAUUCUAUGCAUGUGAUUUCUCUAGCCAAUUAAGUAGGAUCAAAGCUCUAGAAGUUUCUUCUCCCUUGCAAAUCACCCAGGGGGCUUUCUCAACCGUCCAGUUUGUCAAAACAAAGUCGAAUCAUGCAAAGGUUUACAACAUGUUUUUUUCCCUAUUGAGGGUCCAUGCGAUCGAGACAACUCAUGAUCACGAUCUGCAUUUUCUGCCUCCGACUUCUCAUGAUUUAUUAUGCGGGGUAUCCAACGUCCACAUAAGGCCAACGCCUACAACCUAA